Molecule: messenger RNA, 3931 nt
Organism: Brassica oleracea var. oleracea
Lineage: Eukaryota; Viridiplantae; Streptophyta; Magnoliopsida; Brassicales; Brassicaceae
Exons: 12
Coding region: 409-3756 (1115 amino acids)
Biological process (GO): protein deubiquitination
Molecular function (GO): cysteine-type deubiquitinase activity
Source: RefSeq, a predicted model, not a curated record
UGCCCAGCAUGAAGACGAUUUUACGUAAAAGUCUUGUGCGUCGUCUCUUUCAAGACCAAAAACAUUUCUCCAAGAUGAAGACGAUUCUGCAUUUAACUCAAACUCGAAGAUGCACACGUAUUUUGGUCUAUUCCGGGAAUCGAAGCGGGGCUGUGUGUCUACUAAUCUCAAACGGGUAAAAUGCACACAAGGUGUUCGACACAAUUCCCCAAUGGGGUCAAUAUUGGGUCUGCUUUGUUUAUUUUUUCUCAUCACGUGGCACUCACGUGAUAAAAGUCGGCCUCUGGAGUCCGUUGCUGUUAUAUUCUGUUAUCUUCCCGCUUCUUCUCUCAAGACGAAAACAAAAAAAAAAAGACUCUUGAGACCACCCGCCAAGAAAGCUGCAAAGAAUCUUGAGAAUCGUCUUCCAUGGAGUACACUUCCGCUGAAGGUGAAAAGGCCAAGAAACGCUACGACAAGGCUAUAGCUCUCGUAGCUAGUGGAGAUUACAUCAAAGCCUUUGAGAUAUUUGACGAUGUCAUCUCAGUCUACCCGGAAGAGCACAGGAACUCAUUUCAUAUUCGUGUACAACAAGCUCACAUAUUCUUGCUUCUAGUGGAAAACGCCCAGAGCAAGGACGUGGAGAUCACGUACUUCUUGGGUGCUAUAGGGUGCGUUUCGGAAGACGUGAGGGUCACGCUACUUCGCACACGUCUACUCAGAACAUUGGGUAUGGCUCUUGGCUCGGUGUUCUAUUUCAAGAAAUGCAUUCGCAGUGGUAAACAGGGUUUAGCUGCUGCUGAAGCCAAAGAUAAGAGAGAGAUUGAGCUUUUGAUCGAAGAGGCUGAGUUGAUGAUCGCUGAGUCCAAGACUAGUCCGACUAUAGCACACUACAGGCCGAAGUUUUCUGAUCCAAAGGAUAGUCAAGAACCGCGGUGUGAGGAUAGAGUUGGUGGUGAGUUGAGGUCGUAUUGGAUGGGUUUAGAUGUUAAGGUCAAGAGAGAUUUUAUGAAAGUGAGCGUUGAGAAGCUUAGGGGUUUUAUCAAAGGAGUACAUACAAAAGAGGGAGUAGAUGUUCUGAAAAACGUUCUCGAUGUUGCCAGGGAACACAAAAAAUGGAGAGUCUGGGUGUGUCGGACUAAAUGUGAUAAGGUGUGCUCUAGUGCUGAAGAAUGCAGGACUCAUCUUGAACAGAAACAUGCUGCGGUUUUUAAACCUUCUUCGGAAGAGGAUGUGGUCAUGAGGAUAGGGUUAAACUGGGCUAAAAAGAUACAGGUUGGGCCUUGGGGACCUGUGCGUACAGUAGCUGCGGUUGAAAUGAUCAAAGCUGAGCUCGAAUACGUGAAAGAUUUUACGUCUACAUCUAGGAAGAAGGGAUGGUCAGACCAAUGGCCUUUAGCUGCGGAUGAAGAGCGGAGGGGUUUACUCAAGGAAAUCAAGUUACUCCUUGUGUCGCUCUGUAACCAUCAAAUUCUUUCAUGUAGCAUUCGAGACUGGGUGAUGAGUUUUCCGGUUAAGCAGCUUAGGAAACUUGAUGUUUCAGAAGAGAGUAUUAACGUUUGUCACCUAGUGGAAACACCACAGAGCAUCUGUUUUCUGGAACGUGAUGAUCUCAAACAAAUCCGAGGCUUCCUAAAAAAGAUCAAGUGUGAAAGGCAUGAUGGUACAGAUCAUGUUGGCAGAGCAGUGGACAGUCUGUUGGAUCGCAUUCGUAUUAAGGAAAACAUUGACAUCGACGUUGACGCUCAGUUUUCAUUGCUGCUUCUGGAUAAAAGACUGUUGAAACGAAAUAAUGCUCCAUUUGAUUAUGGUAGGGAAAUCAAAUUCAUUGAUAAACCCGAUAGUCACUACGAUGAGGCACAGGUUAAGGGAGAUGAUAUCAUAUCCUGGUUAGGUGACCGCUCUUCAGUAGAUAAGAGCUUUCCUGGACCUAUCAGGAAACACAAUCUUGUAAUCUGGGUGGCUGUUCUGAGAGCACUUCAGUUCACAUGCAGAACACUGGGAACCAAAUAUGCAAAAAAAAAGCAGGUCUUGGAUUACGAAGCAGCUCUUACUGCCGUGGAGAACUUGUGUAUGAGUGAGGAUGAAAAGAACAGCUAUGCAUCUUCUCUCUGCGAUAGAUUUGAAGAGAGAGUCCCUGAAAAUUCCCUCACUGCAAGAUUAUUCUUGUGUGCAGUGAGAGAUGUUUUACACGAAGCAUCGCAUCUGACAUUUGAUAUUCCCGACUUAGAAGAUUGCAUGAACCUUGUACGCGAGCGUAGUAAAAGUCUCAGCAAUGACAUAGUGUUGAAGUACAUAAAACUUCAGAAAUCGGCGGUCACCGAAAAGGUUCUGCUAAUCGAUGCAAGGAUACUACUGAUUGAUAACUCAAGGAUUAGAUUGCUAAACAACCUCACAAGCCUCUCUGCUUUUGACAACCGCUCUUAUAUGCUUUAUUUUCUGAAACCUUUCUUGCUGAGUGGCAUUGGAUGCAAACUAAAAGCAGAUCUUUUACUCAAAGAGGAGACGAAGUCACAGACAAAAAAUAAGAUGAAAACUAAAGGCACUAAGAUGCGAAAGCCAGAUGCAGCAGCAGAAGCAGAUAUUUUAAAGUCACAUGCAAAAAAGAAGAAAACUUCAACGAGCAUGUCCACUCCCGUUGAUAAGCUUGUUGAACAAAAACCUUCUAUCGACCUUGAACCGGGAGGCAGAUCUCAAUCACCAAAAAAGAUGGAACCAGAAGAUACUCUUACAACUGAAAAGGGUCCAUUGGAGAUUUCAUCCACCAAUGACAUUCAAGAGGAAGCUACUAAAGUCAACAGUGGUGAUAUGCAAAACAUUCCUGGAGAAGAUUCAGUCUCCGGAAAUUUGGAGUCGGCACCUGGAGGAGAUGCAACUAGAUACAACUCAGCUCUUGACAUGACGCUAAAGGCCCUUAUGAACAUAAACGUUCUUAAAGAAGAUCUAAAGCGCAAUAAGCAACCGUUUCAUGGCAACCUAGAAGAAGAACAAGUUCUUCCUGCGCUACAAAGUUUAUUCACUGCUGUUGUGUCAGAGGAAAUAAAAACUGAGGGAGUCUACUGUCUCAUCUUGAGAGACUUACUCGUGUCCCUAGAACAAGUUAAUUCCAUGUCGAGUAGUGCUGCUGUGGUACUUGUAACCAUCCUCGAGUCUUGGCAUUGCUGGAAAAAUUCAGAAGGAGAGAGCUUGGUGACUCGCCUUUUUACGUUGGAGGAAAAAGAAAGAAUGAGUUGUAGAAAAUGCAGAAGGAUGCCAAAUUAUCCAGAGCAAAGUUAUUAUGGAAUUGUUAUGGCUGCAGAUUCAAUCAGAGACUUUAAGCGUGCUUUUAGGAAAAUGAAGUUUGUGGAUAUCCUCAAGGUGUUGCGCAUGGAAUACAAAAUGUUAUGUGACAUUAAAACUGGAGGCUGUGGAACGGCAAACUUUGUUCAUCACCUUAUAAGUAGAUGCCCACCUAUCUUCUUAAUUGUAUUAGAAUGGGAGAAGAGUGAAACUGAAAAAGAAAUAUCUGAAACGACAAAGUCUUUGGAGUGGGAGAUAGAUAUCAGCAGGCUGUACGAAGGCUUGGAACCAAACACUAACUACCGGCUCGUGUCUAUGGUUGGUUAUGGCGAAGAAGAAAGAGAACACAUAUGCAUGGCUUAUGAAAAGAACCGGUGGGUCAAUCUGAGACGUGAGUCUUUAGCAGGAGAGGUUGUUGGCAACAGCUGGAAGAGUGUGGUCAGAUUCUGUGGAGAAAGGAAGGUUCAGCCAGUGAUUUUGUUUUAUGAAGCUGCAUGAUCCAUGAUGGUCUAACAAGUGUGAAACCCAAGCAUUGAUGUAUAUAACAAUGACAUGUUUCAAUUGAAAGGAAGUUAUGUCUCUGUUCCAUAGUUAUGGUCAAUGAUGAAACCCAUUUUGUAGGACUAUGUUUACUAAAAGAAGGAAAUUAUAGAAUUGUAGACCAGACAACAUA